UGUUUAAAUGUCAAUGUAAUACACGGAUAAGAAAUUUAUAUUACGGUUCAAUAAUGGGAGAAAUGGACUCUUUAAAAGCUUUGAAAAUUUUAGACUUAAAAACUUUUAUGACUAAUAUAAGUUGUAAACUCUCAGCAAUUACAUACGUUCAUCCACCUGAUAAGCAAAUACUUUGUGUGGUUACUAUCGAAAAUGACAUAGUUUUACACCUGUCUACUAUAGAUGAAACAGAAGAUUUAAAACGUAUUUGCUGGUUUCAAAAAAAUAGCAAAAUAGUACAGGAUAUUUGCUUUGAUCCAGCUGGAACAAAAUUAUUAGUUCUCUGCUUAGAUAAUUCUUUACAUAUUGUACCAGCUUUAAAAAUUUUUCAAGAAGACAAUGAUAAAUAUUUUAUGGAUCAUAAAAUAAUAUCAUUUAUAAUUCCAUUUACAGGGCCCCAUCUUUGCCCUUGUCCACAAAAAUGUCCAAAUUUAGAAAUCGAUUUAGUGGUUGAAAACUGCAGCACGACCGACUUUGAAGAAAAUGGAGAUUCAAUGAAAACUUCAACCGAUUUAAGUUCGUCAAUAUCGGUAUGUCCUCAACCAACAUCAACAGUUUGGUGGCAGACAAUUGAUUUGAAAAACAGGGCUAUUAUUGGAUAUUCCGAUGGGUCGAUAUGUUUUGUUGAACUGGCACCGAAUUGUCCAUUUAUCGCCAGCACAGCAAUUGAUAAGGGUGCCGUGGAAAAACUAACAAUUUGCCGAGAUAAUACCAUGCAAAAUGUUAGUCUUCUUAUUAAUUCUUCCCAAAGUGAGCAAUAUAAACUCUUACUAGAAAAAACUUGUAUAAACUUUUUGUACCCGGGAGAUUUGUCACCGAAAAAUGCAGACAACAGUGUUGAAAAUUGGCAAAUUGUUGUCCCAGUUAAUCAACAGAGCGACGCAAAAGACAACGAAAAUAGUACAGAUAAAGAAGCAGAUGCUAAAGAACGAUCAUUUGAUUCGACAGUUUCAUUUUCAACUAAUGAAAAAAGUUUAAAUAAAGAAAAUGUCGAAAAAGGGACCGGAAUUUUACCUACGGCUAAAGCAAAAUUAGCAUCUUUAAAAGAUUUGGGCACAAAAAAAUUGAAUCGCUUAAAAAUGAAACUAGCUGAAACAAAAUCACAAAAAGUAAAUGAAACCGACAAUAAUAUUGAAAAAUUUACUAUAAUCGAUUCACCACAAAUGGUUCCAGAGCUUUUAAGUAGUGUUAAUGGUCCUUCGUUCGCUGCUCAAGUGCUUCGGAACACAUUUUUUUUGAGUGCCUUACGUUCAAAUUUAAAUACCCUGUCUAUUUAUAGUAUGGACACAUCUUUUCUACCUUUAUUUCUUUAUAAGUUACCUAACAGUUGUAGAGAAAUUUUAAUCGGAUCAAAUGUUUUGUAUACUAUACAUUUACAAGAAAUGACAGAAGAAAAUUUUUCGCGAUCUUCUGAUGCUAAGACUGAACCAAAAGAGAAUAAGGAAAUAAAUGAAAAUCCCGAAAGCGAAAGCUUGGCAAGUGAAAUUCACCCAAACAUUAAAUACAUUGAUGAAAUAUGUGUUUUAAGUAGUUCAAUGGCUUCUAUGAAAACGGGACAAGAAGAAAUAUUCAAUGAGCGAUCUGUAUUACGAAAAUUUUCGUUUGAAAACGAAACUAUUAUUAAUUUGCAUAGGAAACUUAAAUUUCCAAAAACAGAAAAUGCUCUAGAAACUCAAAAUCAAAUUGACAUUCUAAAUCUUAAAUUUCAAAAUAUUAAAACAUCUUCGGACUACGUAUUUUUCUAUAAAAGGGAAGAAGAAAACAAAGAAAUUACCUUAUCAAAAGAAGAUAUUUUGAAAUCAGAUAUUAAUAAAUUAAAUUUUGAUCCAUGCUACAUUAUAACUAAUAGAAAUAUUUAUUAUAUCGAUUUUACUGACGAACCCGUUAAAUUAUUUUUAGAUGCAGCUGUUGCUGGAAAAUGGAAUAGUUGCGAAGAGUUUUGUAAUACUUUUGAUUUAAAUUAUACUCAAUGCAUGGAAUUUGCUGGGGAUUAUCUUCUGGAAACAAAAAAAGUAACACAAGCUCUAGUUACAUAUAACGUUGCCAAAGUACCAAUAAUAAAAACUGCGUUAAAAUUAGCAUUACAUAAAGAAACAUAUGCUUUAAUGCAUUUAUGUGCGAUGGCUUUAAAAGUAGUUUAUUUGUUAAAAAGUAAAUAUUUUAAUCGAAGACUUUAUUUUAGUAUAUUACAAAGUCUUCCAUCAAUGCACGUUGAAGAAUUUAAUCUCUUAAAUCACAUGAAAAAAUCAAAUGAAAAUAUAAUUAAUGAAGGAUGGAAAUGUAGUGAUUACGUUUACGGUGUCGAUGAACCUAUUACCUCAUUGCAAAUGACAGCUUCAUCACAAUUUCAUUUAUCGAAUUUACUUUUAAUAACUUUAGUCGAACGAACUGUUAAAGAUAAGAAUUAUGUUCCACUUUGGAAUUUCAUACAUAACAAUAGCAAAUUUCAUUACAACAUGGCAAGCAUAGUCCUUUCACAGAGUGGGCUGUAUUCAGCUGCUGUUAUUUUAGCAAUGACGAAAGGAGCUUUUCUUGACGUAUUUGUGGGGUUAGUAAAUGCCGCAAAUCAAGAAUUUGGAUUCUAUUCCGAAUUAAAUGUGUGUUUAUAUAAUUUGACCGAGCCAAUAUUUGUUGAAUCUAUAACAUAUUUACAUAGAACUGCACAUGACUACUUUGAUAUAAUCGAAAGCAAAAUGAACAAAAUAUUGCCAAAUGUUUUAGAAAGAUUAGAGCAACAAUUGAAUCCAUUUUCUGGAAUUUAUAGAUCAAUGAUUUGCCAACCAUUUACACAAAAUUUUAUCGAUUGUGACUUUACUGGGGCCGAUUGUGUUGAUAUAUUGAGCUUUUGUAGUCAUCUAGUUGAAACUUAUAUUAAUGUAAUUGUUAAUAUGCUUAAACAUAACGCAACUUAUCUGGGUAACAUUCUCAACGCUUUUGAUACAUUUAACGUGCAGUACGAAACUAAUCAUGUCGCUGUUUGUAUACCAUUUUUUACACCUCUAGCUGUUGGAUGUACUAAUUGCGCCUAUGUAGUAGAUGGAGUCGCAUAUUUUUGGGGAAAUAAUGGAAUUCCGUUAGUUUAUGAUUCGGCAAAUUUCACUGAUUUAGCGGAGCCGCCAUAUACCGUAAAGCGAUUGGAAAUAUUGAACCGAAUUCAGAUUGAGGUUUAUGCUGUUAAAUGUGGCCGUCAGCAUGUACUUAUCUUGACCAAUAAUGGUUUGUAUAGUUUUGGAUCAAACAAUCUUUACCAGCUUGGUGUUGGCAAAAAUAUUUUGCAAUCUCUGCAACCGUUACACGUUAAAAGUUUAGAUUUGAAAUAUAUAAGCCUUAUAGAAGCUGGACAAUACCAUAACGCAGUUAUAGCAGAAAAUAAGUUGUAUACUUGGGGAUGGGGUGUGUAUGGUCAACUUGGUCAUGGUAGUACUGAAAACAUAGAUAAACCAAAACGUGUGAUAUUUUUCAAACGGAAAAAUAUUAUUAACGUAUCUUUAGGACACGCUCAUUCAUUAGUAUUAUGUUCAGGUGAUGGAAAUUUUACAGAACUUUACGUUUUCGGCUCAAACCAUUUCGGCCAAUUAGGAAUUGGUACUUCAACCGUUAGUAAAUUAUUACUACCCACAAAAUUGGAAUUUAGUGCAAAUAUAGUGUUAAUUUGUACAAAAUUUUUUACAAAUCUUGCUGUGGAUAGUGAUAAUAAAUUAUAUACAUGGGGUAGUUCACCGCAGGCUUUGAGGUUAGCAAACCAAAUGAAAAGAAGAACGAAUAGUAAGCAAAAAUUGGAAGAAUCAAUCAAGAAGGAAAUCGAUAGAAGAAAACAAUCGGGUGAAGAUGAAACAACAGAUUGUUGUGAUAUUAAAUUGGAAGUCCCCGUAUUGGAGAAAGCUCGGGAAAUGAUUUUAUCAAAAUCACCAUUAAAAAUCCGUAAAAAUAAGCGGAAAGAUUCAGAAGUCAGAAAUAAAGAGGAGUCUAGUUCUGAACAACUUGGCACUUUAAUGGAGGCAGAUACUCCGCAAAACAGUCCAUUGGAGAAUCAAAAUAUGGAAAAUCAAACGGAACAGCUUUUGGGGGACGAAAUCCCGGAAUCUGAAGUUUCAGCCGAAAAAGAAAAAUUUGAUACCAAUUUUGAAGCAAAUGCUAGAGCUAGUAGUAGCGCUGAUGUCCUUAACGAUUCUGUUAAUAUCUCAGAUUCUGCUAUAGAAGAUGCAGAUAUCAAUGUUGAAUCUGCUAUUGUUGCUUCAGAGAACAUAGCUACCAGUGAAAUUGAACAUUUAAUGCCACAUAUUGUAGAUUCAAGUGAAGUAUCGGGCAGAAUAUUGCAAAUAUCAUGUGGUUUGUUUCAUUGCGCUUUAAUUUCAUCAACAAACACUUUAUAUACUUGGGGAAAAAAUAUCGAACAUCAAUUAGGUACAGAAGAUCGUGAAAGAAAACCAGUUGCAAAGCCAUCCCCAAUCGAAGCUGUUGAAAAUCCAUUGUUUGUGCAUUGCGGUUAUGAUUUUACAGUUGUAAUUACAACAGAUUAUGCUGUUAAGGCCUUUGGUGGAAAUUCAUAUGGCCAAUGUGGCAAGGAUUUAAGUUCCGAAAAUAAAUCUGGACGGUUAUUUUGUUUACCGACUACAAAAAGAUUGUUGCGCUUGGAUGGAAAUUGUUCUGAAAGUCCACAUGAAAUACCAGUACCGAAGCCAAAAAUAAAAUUUGAAAAGGAAUCAAUAAGAUUUUUGAAAUCUAUCCCUAAGUAUCAGAAAAAAUUUUUACAGAGAUUUGUUAUAUCAAAAGAUACAUCAUUUCAAAAUAUCGCCGGAAAUAGUAAUGGAAUUGGAAAUGGUUUCUCUGAAGGCUUUAGCUCAAGCUUCGAAAGCUCGGAAAUUAGUGACGUUGAUCCAGACUCAUUGACACCAUAUACAGAAAAUAUUAUUUCAUCAGAGGAUACAGAUACACGUCGGACGUCAAUAACAACAACUUACACAAACAAUUAUAUACAUUAUUGCUUAACGGUUUUGCAUGGAUUAUAUAAUCCAGAAAAAUUAUUCACACUUUUGUCAAAAGAAUUUUUAGAAUUUAAGGUUCGCAUCUUAAUGUUAAAUUUUAAAUUUUUAGAGGCUUUCAAAAUGUGCUUACUAGAUUGUAACUCAGCUAUAAAAUCUAUUCAAAUAUUUGAAUAUUUUACCAAAGAUACUAGUAUUGUGCCUAUAAAAAGGCAAGAUAUGAAAUUUUUUAUACAUAGUUUAUUAAAUCACUUUAUUCGUAAUAAUUAUGAUUUGAAAAUAUGUGAGCAGUUUUUUAUGUCAGAUUUAGAUUAUUAUUUAUCUGAAUUAACUUCCGUUUUAUUUUUCAGCUCUGAUAAUUAUAAAUUAGACGAAAAUUUAACAAAACAGUUAAAAAAAUUAUUUAUUGCUGACAUAAACGAAAAAUCUGAUUACUUAUUCGAAAAUUCUGAAUUGAUAUUUGAUUCUAUAAGCGUUAAAUUUAAGACAGUUGUUUGCAAAAAAGUUUUAAACUGCUUAGUUCACUGAAAUAUCGUAUAAAAACUAAUACUGUUAAUAAUUUCUUAUAGUAUAAAUAAUAUUUUUAGCUUAAUGCAUUGUGCUCUGAAAAAUAUCGGUCAUUCGCAAUCAAAAUAUAAGUCAUCGAAUUUCAAUAUUAAAAUUUAAUUAUAUAAAUUUAUUUUAAUAUUAAAAUUUGUUUUAGAAACGUUUAAAUCAUAGAAACGCAAACCAUACUAAAACAAUUGGAGAAGUACAUACGAAAAUUAAUUUUAAACAUAAGAUAUUUAUUUAUUACUAUAAUGUUAAAAAAUAAUAAGAUAGUUUGAAAUAAGCAUACCUGCAUAUUUUGAGAUUUUACUCGAUUGAAUUUACUACAUACAUACUGUAUUUAUUUAUGAAUUUAUUUAUUUUUGGGGAAAUGCAAAAACUAAUCAUUUUAAAUGAAGUGAAAUUUUAGCUAGUUUGAGUUUUAAUACUCUUAAGAUUAAAAAAAAUAAUUGCGUAAAAGUGACAUAAUUAUGUUAAAGCAUUUCAAGAAUUAUUUGACUUUCAUCAUAACCAGAUUAUAACGAACUAAAAAUUGAUUAUAAUGAAUUAUAAAUUCUGUAUGAACUAUUUAAAAAGUUUUUGUAAAUUAUGAUUGAAUUGUA
This is a messenger RNA of Condylostylus longicornis, 6172 nucleotides long. RefSeq lists its product as uncharacterized. Lineage: Eukaryota; Metazoa; Arthropoda; Insecta; Diptera; Dolichopodidae. The transcript has 4 exons. The record is from RefSeq and is a predicted model, not a curated record. Gene Ontology annotation, molecular function: protein binding. The coding region runs from base 54 to 5549 and encodes 1831 amino acids.